CCGGUGUUGCCAGUUCAUCGUUCGAUCACUUCCACGUCGCCCUUAAGCUACCACUCUUCGGCCUCCCCCUCCCCCUUUGUGAUAGAGAGAAUCGGCAGUCACUUAACUCGGCCUUCUAACCCAUCAUCACCAUGGCUUUCAAGACGGUUGCCGUAGUCGGGGCCUCGGGCACCUUGGGCAGGCCCAUCGUCCAAGCCCUCCUUGCAGCCGGCUUCCAAGUGACGGCCAUCUCCCGGGAAACUUCCAACUCGACCUUCCCAGACGGCGUCGAGGUCCGAAGGGCGGACCUCAGCUCCGUCGCGUCCCUGACCAAAGCAUUCGCCGGACAAGACGUUGUCGUCAUCACGGUGCCCGCCCAGGAGUCGGGCAACCAAAACCAGUACAUCGACGCCGCCGUGGCCGCCGGCGUAAAACGCUUGAUCCCCGCCGAGUGGGGGUUCAACACGCGGCCGGGCAAGCUCAGCGCCGACCUAGCCGUCGUGCUCGGCGGCAAGACCAAGACGGUCGACUACCUGCUGCAACAGAUCAAGUUGCACCCGAGCCUGACCUGGACGGGGAUUGCAAAUGGGACGUUUCUUGACUGGGGCUUCGACCACGGUGUCUACGGCAUCAACCUAGCCUCCAAAACCGCCACCAUCUACGACUCGGGCGACGAGCCCGUCCCGGCGUCCACGCUCCCUUUCAUCGCGCAGUCGGUCGUCGCCGUGCUGCAGCGUCCCCCGGAGCAGACGGCGAACCGGUACUACGAGGUCGUCGAGCAGACUGUCACGCAGAACCAGCUGCUGCGGCUGUUUGAGGAGGAGACCGGCGCCAAAUUUGACGUGACGCGUGUGAGCACCAAGGACCUUGCCAAAGUCAGGGACGAGAAGCUGGCGGGGGGGGACGCGAGCGCUUUCUUUCUGGUGCUGUGUAUCGGUACCUUUGCGGAUGGGGCUAGGCAGGCGGUUAGGGAGGAGGAUAUUGCGAAUGGGGAAUUGGGGUUGCAGGCGAAGGGGCUAAGGGAGAUUGUGAGGGAGUAUGUCAAGGCGAAGGGUGCUUGAUUUUGUGUGAGUCGUCAACAAGCGCGGGAUUGAGACUCUGACUCCUUCGGUUGAGAAACAAAGUAUGGAACGGAACGGCCUGGCUCAUGAGAAGGCUGCACCGCAACGAGCAAGAAGGCCGGGUCCAGUUCGCUCGUUCCAAGAUUGCACUAUAACGCUCCCGCUCCUCAACACCCAGAAGUAUUGGAUGUAAGGUCGGAACAGGACCAGGCUCCCCAAGGCCAUUCGAUCGGCAAGGGAAACCUCCGGCAAACUCUCAUACAGGCAUGUGCCUGAGCUUUUGUUUUCCUUCUCAUUCAUCCCUUCAUCCCGUCAUCGGUUCGCUGAGGGUGGCGGUGAAAGAGGAUCUGAGUGAGCUGAAAGUGCGCACUGAUUGUUCCGUCUUACUCUCAUCUGCUCAAUGUAGUACACAUCUCGUAU
Molecule: messenger RNA, 1460 nt
Organism: Parathielavia appendiculata
Lineage: Eukaryota; Fungi; Ascomycota; Sordariomycetes; Sordariales; Chaetomiaceae
Product: isoflavone reductase family protein
Exons: 3
Coding region: 132-1040 (302 amino acids)
Molecular function (GO): oxidoreductase activity
Source: RefSeq, a predicted model, not a curated record